AUGUUGAAGCACCAACAGCCUGCAUUUCUCUCGAAAGCGAGCUUCGUAGCGACUGAAUGCACUAAAUCGACACUUCAGUACGGAAACGUGGUGCAGAACGUUCUACCGAAAGACUAUCGAUGGCCAAAUGCCACGAUACCGUACAUGUUCGAUGAAUCAUUGCUCAACACACCACAGCGUACGAUUAUUCGUGCUGCAAUGGAAGUACUGCAGCAUCGAACUUGUGUACGGUUCGUAGAAAGAAGUCGCGAGGUCCAGCAUCUGUUGAUCACCGCCGAGGAAACCAGUGGAUGUUGGGCAGAUACUGGCCAACAAACAGGCACGACAUACUUGAACCUGCCAUCGUACUGCACACAAUCUAUCGGAACGAUCCUACACGAGCUGCUGCACGCACUAGGGUUCCUUCAUCAGCACACGCGCCCAGAUCGAGACCGGUAUGUGUGUGUUCGGUACGAAAAUGUACUUCCCCAGCCAUCCGCUCUGUACAACUACGAGAUCGUGUGGCCCUGGACUCAUCUUGCCUUUCCGUUGCCCUACGAUUUCGAAAGCAUCAUGCACUACACCCCGGACAUGUACAGCAUAGCUCCGGGACGUUCAAUGACGAUGGUGCCCCGACACCCGUGGAACAUCUCGCAGCUAGGCCAGCGGAACCAUUUGACGGAGCAUGACGUACUGGCAAUACAUUUUGUUUAUUGCGUGUAG
This is a messenger RNA of Anopheles aquasalis, 702 nucleotides long. Its product is annotated as zinc metalloproteinase nas-4-like. Lineage: Eukaryota; Metazoa; Arthropoda; Insecta; Diptera; Culicidae. Gene Ontology annotation, molecular function: zinc ion binding; metalloendopeptidase activity. The record is from RefSeq and is a predicted model, not a curated record. Gene Ontology annotation, biological process: proteolysis.